This is a messenger RNA of Aspergillus affinis, 1947 nucleotides long. RefSeq names its product transcription factor domain-containing protein. Lineage: Eukaryota; Fungi; Ascomycota; Eurotiomycetes; Eurotiales; Aspergillaceae. Gene Ontology annotation, biological process: DNA-templated transcription; regulation of DNA-templated transcription. Gene Ontology annotation, molecular function: zinc ion binding; DNA binding; DNA-binding transcription factor activity, RNA polymerase II-specific. The coding region runs from base 1 to 1947 and encodes 648 amino acids. The record is from RefSeq and is a predicted model, not a curated record. The transcript is spliced from 9 exons.
AUGGUGGCAUGUAAUCGAUGUCGCAAUAGGAAGACACGAUGUGCUGGCAAUCCUCCGUACCCGUGUGCCGCCUGCGAGGAUGUGGGUCAAGUAUGCGUAUACUCUGAAGCUGAAAAGCGUGUGUCGAUUCCAGAAAGUUAUUUUCUGCAACUUCAGUCCCAGGCCCGCACGUCUUCCCGCCGAGAUCAGUCUGCCAACGCGACCCCUGCUCAGCCCAGCCCCUACACCAAUGUAGAAGCUCCACCGGAGCGCGACGAUUGGUGGUAUAAGGGGACUGAUCACUUAUUCUUGAAUCGAUCCGGGGAGCAUCAAUUCGUGGGAGCUUCAUCCGCUACCCAUCUGGCCAAACGUCUCAAUCCGACUUCAACUAAUUUCGCAUGGGAUGUUCGCCCGUUAUAUGAUGACCCUUCGUCGCUGCGGUUAUCAACGACCAGAGCUCUACCCCAGAUGCCACCGUUUGAGUUCGCCAAGCGACUUUUCUGGGUGCAGUACACCUAUAUUGGAACCAUCUUCUCCUUGAUUCAUCCCGCAGAUAUUGAAGAACGGUUGAAGACAGUAUAUGACCAACCACCAGACUUCUCGUCUCGAGAAUCCUGUCUAGUUUACUGCCAGGUAUUACUGGUUGUGGCCUUUGGGCUGAUGUACUCGGUGAAUCAAUGGUCGGGAGACGAUGGCCCGCCUGGGUUCAAAUACUUCAAGCAUGCACUACGUUUCCUGCCAGACAUCCACGAGGAGGGCUCAAUAUUCUUUGUCGAAGUGUUGUGCUAUGUGGCCUACUACAUGCAGAACCUCAAUAGGCGCGAUGCUGCCUUCCUAUACAUCGGCCUCGCUCUGCGCAUGGCCAUUUCACUAGGUCUUCACCAAGAGGUCUCAGAUCCCUCAAUCAGUGAAGGUGAUCGAAACCGCCGGCGACGAGCAUGGUGGUCUGUAUAUAGCUUGGAUCGAUUGCUGUCUGUCAAGUCAGGAAAUCCUAUCACGAUUCAUGACGAGGACAUUGGAAUAAAAUGGCCAAUACCAAUAGAUAGGACAGCUGACGUUCCAUGGCCUUCAGUCGUGCUGACCUAUUACACGCAGUUGUCGAGGAUCUUAGGGAGGAUAGGAGAAGAAAUCUAUCGUAAAAAGCCCCGGUCUGGUUCCAACCUACUUGCGUCCGUGCAGAGCAUCACGAACGAUCUAUCGGAAUGGCUUCAACGGAUUCCGGAUCGGCUCCGGAUCGACUUCUCCAGUCUCCACAACAAUGUAAAUCGUGAAUCGGUGUCAAUCUUUUUGCACUUUUAUUCAUGUGUCAAUAUGACUGCACGGCCUCUGGUAUUUUAUGUUAUACAGCGUCGACUUGACGCAGGUGAUCAAUCCUCUGUGGCAGGCGACUGGAAAGAAGGGCUAUCACCAAAUACCGUGGCGGUCAUAGACAGCUGCAUUAGUGCUGCUCGGGCUACUACUGUUAUUAUGGAUGCUGCGGCGAAGCAAAAUCUUAAAGCCACGUACGGCUAUCUCGACGGCGAAUACGUAUUUUCGGCAGCUCUGUUGCUCGUCAUGGUCAAUGCCGCCUUUCCUUACAACGAAACGAAUGCACGGAGUAUGGGAGUAGCGCUAAGCCUUCUCCGCAAUAUGGCAGAUCGCGGCAAUGCUUACCUAGCCUCCCGGCACUCCCUUUUAAUCGAACUACAAUCGGCGAUUGGGCCUAACCCCUCACGGAGAGACGACAUCGCUAUCGGUACCCCUAUCACACCCAGUAGCAUACAGCAAGCAAGUCCGGCUACAAAUAUCGUUCCAGAGCAAGCACCGGUGGUCUCUACUGAGUGGCCCUCGCAGCAGGAUCUACCGUCUAUGCGCGAUAUCUCGUUCAAUUUUGACAUCAACGAUGACCCAGGACUGUGGGAAGAGGUGUUAGAUCAAAUUGAUAUUGAUAUGGAUACGGACUGGAUUGAGAAUACUUUGAAGAAAUAG